AUGGAUUCUAGUGAUCCUACUAGGAUUGAAGAUACUGAUGAUAGAAAAGCAAAAAAUAGACUUAAACAAACAACAACAUAUAAUUUCAAUGAUUUAGUUGGUGGAAUAAUUAAUGAAGCUAAAGAAGAAUUUAGGUCUAGUAAAUUAGCCAAUGAUAUUUGUAAUUUAAUACCUGAUGAAGAAGACGAUGAUUACAAUAAAGGAAAUGAAUUAGAAAAAAAUGAAGAACAUGGAACAUUAUCAUUAGAUGACGAAAACAAUGUAGAAGAAAAUUUUAAAAGCAAUUACCCAUCAGAUAUACCUUUAUCAAUGGAAGCAACAAUAAAGAAUGGUUCCCAUGCCAUAACAACAAUUGCCUUUGAUAAUCACGGGACAAAAUUCUGUACAGGUGAUCUUAAUUGUGAAGUAAAAAUGUAUGAUUUUACAAAAAUGGAUACACAUUUUCAUUCAGAAAGAACUAUAAAUCCUUGUGAAAGACAUAUAAUAAAUAGUGUUUCAACUUCAAACAAUGGAGAAUAUACUUUGAUUUGUAGUACAAAUCCUGUCAUUUAUAUUAUUGACAGAAAUGGUUCCAUGUUUGGAGAGACAGCUCGAGGAGAUAUGUAUCUAGUUGACAUUAAACAAACAAAAGCUCACACAACAUCUGUUAACUAUUGUUGUUGGAAUCCACUAGUUAAAGAAGAAUUUUUAACAUGUUCAGGUGAUGGAACUUUAAGAAUCUGGAGUAUAGAAGAUUGGAAAGAAUUAUCUAAAUGUAUAAAUAAACAAAGACAUGUUAUAAAAAUAAAAACAGCUUCUAAUAGCAAAAUAAUUCCUAAUGUUUGUGGAUACUCAAAAAAUGGAAAAUUGAUUGUAGCUGGUUGUGAGGAUGGUAGUAUUUUCAUAUGGAAAAAUGGAAAAGUUUUUGUUGCACCAAAUUAUUCAAACAAAUCUGCUCAUUCUGAUUGUAUAACAUCAUUGGACUUUUCUCCUGAUAGUACUAAAUUAGUAACUAGAUCUAAGGAUGGUACUCUUAAAUUAUGGUCUAUUAAUAAAUUAGCAAAACCUGAAUAUGUUGUUGAGGAUCUUCAAAAUGACCAACAAUAUAUUGAUUGUGGUUUUAGUCCUCAUGGAAAUUAUAUUUUUACUUUAUGUUCUGAAUCUCAAAAAGGUAAAGGAGGAUCUUUGAAAAUAUUUGAUACAUCACUUAACUUAUUAGUUACUAAACAAUUAUCUAAAGAUCCAACCAGAGCUCAAUGGCAUCCAAAAAUAAAUCAAAUAUUGAUAGGUUUUACAGAUGGUUCUUUAACAAUUUAUUAUGAUAUCAACAUUAGUAUUAAGGGUGUUCUUGAAUCAUUAACAAGAAAAGCUAAAAAACCAAGUAAAAAUGCUGUUGUUCAGAGCGAUGUAAUUUUAGCUCCAUUAACUUUAGAUUACUUCCAACCUCGAAAUGAGGAUGAUGAAGAAAAAGAAUUAACUGAAUGGAGAAUUAAGAAAGCCUUAAAAUUAGGUACAAAUAUGAAGAAACCAACAUUUAUAACGGCAAAUUAUGAUCCACAAUCAGUAUCAAAUAAAACUGGUGGUACUCUUCAUUCAUAUUUAGCACGUAACAUGGGAAUGGAUAGGAAUAAAGAAUUAAGACAAAAUGAUGAUAUUAGAGGUUCCAUUCUUAAGCAUGCUGAAGCUGCUGCCAAAAAUCCUAUUUUUACAGGUCCUGCAUACUCAAAAACUCAACCUAAAACUAUAUUACAAAGAUCUCAUGAAGAGGAAGAUGAUCAUGUUGUUCCAACAAAAGUUAAAAAAUAUGGUGAAUAA
Strongyloides ratti is the source of this 1794-nucleotide messenger RNA. Its product is annotated as Gastrulation defective protein 1 homolog. Gene Ontology annotation, molecular function: protein binding. NCBI's taxonomy places the organism in Eukaryota, Metazoa, Nematoda, Chromadorea, Rhabditida, Strongyloididae. Gene Ontology annotation, biological process: regulation of DNA double-strand break processing. Gene Ontology annotation, cellular component: nucleus; site of double-strand break. The record is from RefSeq and is a predicted model, not a curated record. The coding region runs from base 1 to 1794 and encodes 597 amino acids. The transcript is spliced from 3 exons.